This is a messenger RNA of Drosophila biarmipes, 4002 nucleotides long. RefSeq names its product protein argonaute-3. The record is from RefSeq and is a predicted model, not a curated record. Gene Ontology annotation, cellular component: P granule. The coding region runs from base 1184 to 3820 and encodes 878 amino acids. The transcript has 13 exons. Gene Ontology annotation, biological process: regulatory ncRNA-mediated gene silencing. Gene Ontology annotation, molecular function: piRNA binding; protein binding. NCBI's taxonomy places the organism in Eukaryota, Metazoa, Arthropoda, Insecta, Diptera, Drosophilidae.
AAGCGGUGUAGAAACCAAAAUAUAGAAAAGAAAGAAAAUCCAAAAGCCACGACAAAGACGCCAUCAUGAGGUCACAUAUAGCAAUACUGCAACACUGCAAAUCCACAGGCAGUGCUGGAAUCCAAUCCAGCCUUCCAUUUUUAAACUUUGGUUUCGAGGCGGGCUUCUGCACGGACACAGCCAUAGCCGCAUACUUACCUCGCUCACUCCUAUAAGUGUUCGAGGUUUCCGUCGCUAAGCGGUGUAGAAACCAAAAUAUAGAAAAGAAAGAAAAUCCAAAAGCCACGACAAAGACGCCAUCAUGAGGUCACAUAUAGCAAUACUGCAACACUGCAAAUCCACAGGCAGUGCUGGAAUCCAAUCCAGCCUUCCAUUUUUAAACUUUGGUUUCGAGGCGGGCUUCUGCACGGACACAGCCAUAGCCGCAUACUUACCUCGCUCACUCCUAUAAGUGUUCGAGGUUUCCGUCGCUAAGCGGUGUAGAAACCAAAAUAUAGAAAAGAAAGAAAAUCCAAAAGCCACGACAAAGACGCCAUCAUGAGGUCACAUAUAGCAAUACUGCAACACUGCAAAUCCACAGGCAGUGCUGGAAUCCAAUCCAGCCUUCCAUUUUUAAACUUUGGUUUCGAGGCGGGCUUCUGCACGGACACAGCCAUAGCCGCAUACUUACCUCGCUCACUCCUAUAAGUGUUCGAGGUUUCCGUCGCUAAGCGGUGUAGAAACCAAAAUAUAGAAAAGAAAGAAAAUCCAAAAGCCACGACAAAGACGCCAUCAUGAGGUCACAUAUAGCAAUACUGCAACACUGCAAAUCCACAGGCAGUGCUGGAAUCCAAUCCAGCCUUCCAUUUUUAAACUUUGGUUUCGAGGCGGGCUUCUGCACGGACACAGCCAUAGCCGCAUACUUACCUCGCUCACUCCUAUAAGUGUUCGAGGUUUCCGUCGCUAAGCGGUGUAGAAACCAAAAUAUAGAAAAGAAAGAAAAUCCAAAAGCCACGACAAAGACGCCAUCAUGAGGUCACAUAUAGCAAUACUGCAACACUGCAAAUCCACAGGCAGUGCUGGAAUCCAAUCCAGCCUUCCAUUUUUAAACUUUGGUUUCGAGGCGGGCUUCUGCACGGACACAGCCAUAGCCGCAUACUUACCUCGCUCACUCCUAUAAGUGUUCGAGGUUUCCGUCGCUAGCAUGUCUGGCAGAGGAAAUUUACUAAGUUUAUUUCGUAAACAAGCGCAUACUUCGAUUAUUUCAUCUUCGAGUGAUGAUCCCGACAGUGGGUUGGAUGUCGACCAUUCAGGUGCAAGUGGAGAAUCUUUUCGACUUGGAAAGAAUAUAGAAACGGAUCUUAUAACCACUCUGCAAAACUUAAAUAUUUCGGUCGGUCGAGGGCGUGCCCAGCUUUUACAUACAUUAAAAAAUGAUAACCCCACAUUAACAAAAAAAGUUCCUUUUGAAUGUCAAGAUUCAAAGAAUUCAAAAGACAGCCUAUCUGAAAAUUCGAAAUUACCGCGUUUUAAGCCAAAUACUUCAAGAAACGACUUAUAUUAUCCCAAUGUAGUGCAUGGAUCAAGAGGUUCAUCUGUUAAUAUAUCGUGUAAUUACUUAGAGCUAACGACAGAUGAAAAAAAGGGAGUUUUUCAAUAUGAAGUACGAUUUUUUCCUCCUGUUGAUUCGGUUCAUUUAAGAUUAAAGUACUUAAAUGAUCAUAGGCAUAAGCUUGGAGAAACGAAAACUUUUGACGGCAUCACGUUAUAUUUACCAAUUUUGUUACCAAACCAGAUCACCGUCCUUGUUUCAAAAGUGGAAGAUACGGAGUUGCAAAUUCGAGUUUUGUUCAAAAAAAAAGAGGACCUUAAGAAUUGCAUACAUUUAUAUAAUAUUUUAUUUGAUAGAGUUAUGAAAACGUUAAAUUAUGUAAGAUUUGAUCGGAAACAGUUUGAUCCCACACGUCCAAAAAUUAUACCACUGGCCAAAUUAGAAGUUUGGCCAGGCUAUGUGACAGCCGUUGAUGAAUUCAAAGGUGGUUUAAUGCUCUGUUGCGACGUUUCGCACCGUAUACUUUGUCAAAAAACCGUUUUAGAAAUGUUGGUUGAUCUAUAUCAGCAAAAUAAAGAUCAUUACCAAGAAUGUGCUAGAAAGACAUUGGUUGGAAACAUAGUAUUAACGAGGUAUAACAAUCGUACUUAUAAAAUAAAUGAGAUUUGCUUCGAUCAAAGUCCGAAGUCAGAGUUUCAAACCAAAAUUGGGUUCACGAGUUAUAUAGAAUAUUACAAAAAAUACCAUAAUAUAAACAUUAAAGAUAUUAAUCAACCAUUGCUACUUAGUAUAAAGAAAUCAAGGGCAAUUCCUGAUGACCAAGGAACUAUACAGUUUUGUUUAAUUCCAGAACUAUGUUAUCUUACUGGUCUCCGUGAUGAAGUUCGUACAGAUUACAAACUUAUGCGUGAGAUAGCUUCUUUUACAAGAGUUUCACCAAAUGAACGUCAGGUGGCGUUAAAUAAGUUCCACGAAAAUGUCUCAAAAAGUCCCGCAGCUCAAAAUAUACUGAACAGUUGGGGUCUUUCACUAAACAAAAAAUAUAAUAAUCUAAAAGGUCGCCAAAUGGAAACAGAGCACAUCUAUUUUUCAAAAAUGACCGUAUCAGCCGGAAAAAAUGCGGAGUUCUCCAAAUACGCUGUCAGCAAUGAAAUGUUGGAAGUAAUUCAUCUUAAUAAAUGGAUUAUCAUUAAUUUGAGAAAUGAUACACGAGCUGCAACUAACCUACUAGAUAAUAUGAAACAAUGUUGUAAGCCUCUUGGGAUGAAAUUUUCUAAACCAACAAUGAUUUCUUUGGACCAUGAUCGAAUCGAUGCAUACAUUCAAGCUUUACGAGGAAACUUAACUAUGGAUACACAAAUAGUUGUCUGUAUUUGUCAUAACAAUAGAGAAGAUCGAUAUUCUGCAAUAAAGAAAAUAUGUUCCUCCGAACUACCAAUACCAUCGCAGGUCAUAAUUGCAAAAACCCUUCUAAACGAAUCCAAAAAUCGUUCUGUUGUGCAAAAAAUUGUAUUGCAAAUGAAUUGUAAAAUUGGAGGAUCAUUAUGGACAGUAAAAAUACCUUUAAAAAACGUUAUGGUUUGCGGAAUCGACUCCUACCAUGACCCAUCAAAUCGGGGAAAUUCAGUUGCUGCACUUGUGGCGUCUCUAAAUUCGUCGUACACCCAUUGGUAUAGUAAAGCUGUCGUUCAAACAAAAAGUGAAGAAAUUUUAAAUGGAUUAACCGCUUCAUUUGAAACUGCUUUAAAAACAUAUCAAAAAAGGAAUGGUAAUCUACCCGAAAACGUCAUUAUAUACAGAGAUGGAAUUGGAGAUGGUCAGCUGAAUACGUGCUUUAAGUACGAAAUUCCCCAGUUUGAAAUGGUUUGUGGAGAUCGAAUCAAAAUUUCAUUUAUUGUAGUCCAAAAGCGGAUAAAUACUCGAAUUUUUUUGGGAAGAGAAAAUCGAUUGGAAAACCCGUUGCCAGGAACUAUCGUUGAUAAAUAUAUAACCAGAUUGAGGAUGUACGAUUUCUUUUUGGUUUCGCAACUCGUACGACAGGGCACAGUAACCCCUACUCAUUUUGUUGUACUACGAGAAGACGCCGACUAUGGACCUGACAUAAUUCAAAAACUAAGCUAUAAGCUUUGUUUCUUAUAUUACAAUUGGGCUGGUACUGUAAGAAUUCCAGCUUGUUGUAUGCAUUUGCCCCCAUUUGAGUGCACCAAAGAACAAAAAUGUACAUCCGUGAAAAUUCACAACACGGAUGACGAACAUAAAAGAAACAUCACAAAAACAAACGAUGAAUAGUAGUCUGCGUCGAAAAGUUGACCUUAAAAACGUACGCUCACAAACUGGCUUAUUUGAUUGGACAGAGUAUACAGCGAGAUGUGGCCGAUUCCCUUUCAGACAAACUUUUCUAUCUCUAAACACCCGAAAAAUUGUUGUAUCUUUUAUAUUACAUUGAAUAAAACGCAUAAAAUAGUAUUAAA